Messenger RNA from Podarcis lilfordi (Lilford's wall lizard), 14778 nucleotides. Lineage: Eukaryota; Metazoa; Chordata; Lepidosauria; Squamata; Lacertidae. The record is from the annotation of a GenBank genome assembly.
AGAGCAAGGCGAAGAACAUGGCGGAGGGACUACAAUUCCCAUGAAGCCCCGCGGCGCCAGAGAAAGAGAGCGCGCGCGCGCGUGUGUGUGAGGUAAAAGCAAACGGACCCUCGUCGAGAGAGGCAAGGCCAACUUUUUGAGGGGAGUUUGGUGUCGCUUGACCCGCCCGCGGAGCUCAGAAAAGCAGCUGGGGAGGACGGUAAGUGCCUCCAGGGAAAGGAUAGCUCCCUCUUUUCCACACACCGCCAUUGCUUUCCCUGGUGCCGGUUUCACUUCGACAGGCAGACGCAGCCUGUGGCUGAGGCGGUUUUGCAAAGCUUGCUUUUGUGUGUGGGUGUGUUGUGUGUCGGUCAGUUUUGGGGAAUUAAUUCCCCCCCCCCCCACAAUAAUAUUUAUUAUUUUUCAUACAUAAACAUAACAAAAAAAGAGAGUUAAGAAAAAGAAUAAAACGAAAAGAAAAAAGAAUAUAAAACAUAAAAUACAUCAAAUCACCACAUAAACUAAAACUUAAUUAAUUAAAAUCCAUCUUCAUAAACAUAUUACUUGACUUCCUCUAGUCUCUUCCAUCUGAAUUUCUUAGUGAUUAUAUAUAGCAGUUUCCAAUAUCAUUAUUUCAUAAAACCAUAUCACAGUCAUAAUCAUAUUUCCUAACUUUUCUUAUCGUACAUUUUCUUAUUUAUUUAUUUAAUCUUUCCCCCCCCACAAUAAUAUUUAUUAUUUUUCAUACAUAAACAUAACAGAAAAAAAGAGUUAACAGUAGUAAAAGAAAAAGAAUAAAACGAAAAGAAAAAAGAAAAAGAUAAAAGAAUAUAAAGAAAAAAACAGAAUAUAAACAGUUGUGGGGAAUUAAUAAAGGAACCUGUUAUGUACUGAAGUUCUCACCCUGGGCCAGCAGGGGGAUACUGUGGAUAGUUUUCACUCAGGUCCGCAUAUGCAAAUAAGGAAUUGAAAGUGACGUUCAGUGAUUGGAUAGUUGCAGAAAGUUGUUACUGUUGCAUUGUAGUGGAGCUCUAUAUAAGCAGGCUGGCUGAACCCUUCAGCCCAGUUCUGUUCUGGGUCUGUGAAUAAACAAGAUCAGUCUGAAGAAUCGCUGUGUCGUCUGAUAUGUUCACCCACAACUUAACAGAACCAGUUUGUCCACUGCUGGCCAGGCAAAGUUUAGGUUUAUUCCAUUUACACUUCCCUUUAUACUUAAGAGAAUUGUAGUGUUGGAAGGGGUCCCUAAGGGCCAUCUAGUCCAGCCCCUUGCAAAUGCAGGAAUCUUUUGCCCACAGCUGUCCCCAAGGGGGUCUUGAACCACCAGACCUUUGGGUUUGUGGGAGUGGGGGUGGUAUUGGUUCGUUUCGGGUUUUUGUUCUCGUUUUUUAUUACAUAUUUUGUGCUUCUACAGUCAUACCUCGGGUUACAGACGCUUCGGGUUGUGCGAUUUCGGGUUGCGCACCGCGCUGAACCCGGAAGUACCAGAACGGGUUACUUCCGGGUUUUGGCGCAUGUGCAGAAGCACCAAAUCGCGCUUUGCGCAUGUGCCAUAGCUGUCAACGUUUCCCUUUUUUAAAGGGAAAUUCCCUUAUUCCGAAUAGGAUUCCUCACAAGAAAAGGGAAACGUUGACAGCUAUGGCAUGCGCAGAAGCGCCGAAUCGCAACCCUCGAGUGUGCACAAGCGGCGCUGCGGGUUGCAAACGCUGCGGGUCGCGAAUGUGCUUCCUGCACGGAUCAUGUUCACAACCCGAGCGUCCACUGCAUUCUGUUUUGCUACGCCAUGAAUGGCAGUAUACAAAUGUGAUAAAUAAAAAAUAGCAGCCAGACACAGUGACCCGUAGCACCACACGUACACACCCCGGGUCUUCCGACUAAACAAUAACUUUCUGACAGUAAGAGCUGUUCAACUGUUCAAGAGCUGAGGAUUCCCUCAGAAGGUAGUGGGUUCUCCUUCCUUGGAGUUUUUAAAGCAGAGGCUGGAUAGCCAUCUGUCACGGAUGCUUUAGUUGAGAUUCCUGCAUGACUGGAUGACCCUCGGGGUCCCUUCCAACUCUACGGUUCUUUGAUUCCCACUGGAUAAGAAGCCCUGAAAGGAUUUACAACCAAAGUCAAAACAAAACCAAACCCACGGACAAUAAAAAAACACAAACAUUUUAAAAUGCAGGUUUGACAGUACAUUACCGUUCCCAGUGGGGACGCUGGUGGCACUGUGGGUUAAACCACAGAGCCUAGGACUUGCCGAUCAGAGGGUCAGCGGGUUGAAUCCCCGCAACGGGGUGAGCUCCCGUUGCUCGGUCCUAGCUCCUGCCAACCUAGCAGUUCGAAAGCACGUCAAAGUGCAAGUAGAUAAAUAGGUACCGCUCCAGCGGGAAGGUAAACAGCGUUUCUGUGUGCUGUUCUGGUUCGCCAGAAGCGGCUUAGUCAUGCUGGCCACAUGACCCGGAAGCUGUACGCCAGCUCCCUCGGCCAAUAAAGCGAGAUGAGCGCCGCAACCCCAGAGUCGGCCACGACUGGACCUGAUGGUCAGGGGUCCCUUUACCUUUACCUUUACCGUACCCAGUGCCCACUGCCAGGCUAUUUUAUGCCCUUGGCAAGGCCAUCGAUUUGCACGCACACCAAAAAUUGCUCACUGCAAUUUUCAAAAAUGAACAUCUUGUAGAAAUGAUAAACUUCUUCAAAAUAAAAACUAAAAAUAAAAUAUUGUCGGAAAUUUAUACGCUAAGCUGUAUAAAACUCUGCCCCUCAAAGGAGGUUUGCCCCUUAGGUGGCUAUCUGGUUGGCCUAAAGAUAGCACUGACCAUAUGUAGCAAUAAAAAGGUGUGAAAGAGCACAAGCAGUAAAAUGCUCCCCUGCCCUCAAACAGCACGAUUUCAACUCCCUGGCAGCAACUUCUCAAACAGAUUUACUACAACUCCUAUCCUUGCAAAAUCUUUUCCAACCUGGCCAAAGGUUAAUUGAACGAUUUGAGUUUGGCAGGCUCAGUUCCAGAUCCCCUCCCAUGCUAGGAACAUGUGAUAGAAUAGUAAAAGUUGAGUCCUGGAAUUCUCUUUAGUGGCACAGCCACCUCCAGCUGCACCUUGGAUUAAGGGAGAAAGAUCUUAUUGGAUCAAACUGACCACUGACCUUAGACUGGGCACCAAGUCUGGGCACCAGUUUGGGAACCAAGAAAGAAAACCCUGUUUUCUAGGCUCUGCCAACAGGCUUGUAAAAUCAGGAAAACAAAGGCAAACUUCCCAAAUACAGCACACAGUUAUGUCUCAGUUUUUUGCCUUCUGAAAUCUGAAUCUAUAUAUUGAAGAAUGUCUGUAUAUGUGUGUUAUGAAUAACUAGGGGUGAUGGCAUUGUGAAGAAAAACUGUAGGUUGGUAGGAAAAAUCCUUUAUCUGUUGUAGAAGCUUUAUGGUGCAUUUACAUGCAUGCUUACUCCUACGUAAGCCCUCCUGAGUUUAAUGCAACUUACUCCCAGGUAAGUGUAUAUAUUUUCAGCCUGAAUUAUCUUCUUGUUAUGAGGCUGCUGUAAAUUCAGCUAUGGAGUUCAGUACCAUAAGAUGUAGUGAAGUGUGUUUUACAAAUUUAAUAAAUAAGUACAACUCUAAAACAGUUUCCUGUCUUUGUUUCCAGCGGAGAUCAUGGCAUUGAAAGAAAUUUCCAGCAAUAAAUGCUUCGGUGGUUUUCAGAAAGUGUUUGAGCAUGACAGGUAAAUGUUUUAUUCAUGUAAUUUUUUUAAAGGAUAUUUUGCAACCCUGGGGUUAGGGUUAUAUUCAGCUAAGUCCUACUUAGUUGAGUAGACCCAUUGAAAUGAAUGAACCUAAGUUAGCCAUGUCCAUUAACUUGAAUUGACCUAUUCUUGAGUGGGAAUAACACUGAAUAGCACCUUUAUGCUGCAGGCCUAUACCCACAGGUCAGUAUAACUAAAAAUACUAAAUAAAAAUGCUAGUGCAAGGAUUAGCACUAGUGCAAGGGGGUUUCCCCCCCUCUCCUGCACCUGCCCUGUGCCACAGCAGAAGCCUUUGGGUGCAACCUACCCACUACCUAUAACCCAUAGCCACCAAAGUUUAGAAAAUUUGUCCCUAUGUGUUUGGGGCUGGACAACAGCUAAUUACUAAACAAAUGCAUAUUCAUUUUUGCCCCUUCCUGAUUUUUUUUUUUGGCAGACAACAAUUUUGCAUAUAGCAGUUCUGUUGAUAUUUAGGCUUUGGUGUCAUACCAAAGUACUGAGAAAACAUCUUUUUGUUCUUCAAUUUUAAUCACAUUUUUAGUAGCUUAACCAUCACUACAUCUUCCUUGCUUUUUCAGUGAACAUCCAGUUGUCCAUUGCAGGGGUGGGAAACCUGUCUCCCUCCAGAUGCUGUUGAACUCCAGCUCCCAUCAGCCCUAACCAGCAUGGUCAGUGGGCAGGGAUGCUGGGAGCUGUAGUACAAUAUCUGGAGGGCCACAGAUUAGCCACACCCACCCCACUGUACUCCACUCUGUCCUUUCAGUCUCUAUGCUCAGUCCCUCGUGUGUCUCCUUUUGCGUUCUUGGAUGCUCAGGUAGACCCUCUUUGAUAAUCUGCAUCAUGUCCCUUCUUGUGGCAGCUCCAAUUGUCUGCUGCCUCUACUUGCCUUGACUCAAUUAGUUGCACUGAUUUCCAUGGGGGAACAAAAACACUCUUAAGUAGUUAAAUAAAGCAUGCGGCUUGAGUGUUAGCCUCUGGCAACUCUGAUCGGAGGUUGCGGUUUCUUAUAAGCGACAUUAUUUUUGUCGGGUUUCAUUAGUCCAUGUUAACUGCAUUUUGUUGUCAACAGCGUUGAGCUGAAAUGCAAAAUGAAGUUUGGGGUUUAUCUGCCACCCAAAGCAGAAACUGAGAAAUGCCCUGUAUUGUACUGGCUCUCAGGUGAGUAAUCUGAAGUGGCCCUUGAAAAAGAUAUCGCCAAAGGGGGUUAAAAUUAAUUCAAACAUGUUGUAGGUGUGAUUUCAGUAGGCUUCUUCUGAUAGUUGUUUCAGAGAUUCAUAUACUACUUUUCAUCAAAAAAUUAUCACAAAGUGGUCUCCAGGAAGAGAUCAAACAACAAAUAAAAUAAUAAAAUAUAUUUAAAAGAAAUGAAAACAUAAAUUCUAUGAAACAGUGUAGCAUCAAAACUCUAUAGAUCACAGCAAGCUAAAUGGGCCAACCAUAAGUCUGAAGCCUGGGGAAACAAAAGUGUCUUGAGGUAGUGACAGAAGCUUACCAAAAAUGUUGUCUGUACCACUAGGAAAAGGGAGUUUUCAUACCAAGGGAGCCUUAUAUUGCAUCCCUACACAGGGAGCAGCACCUGCCAGGGAGACAGCAAGAAGGCCCCCCUCCUCCAAUCUUAUAGCCCAGAUAAGAUUGCAAAGUGUUUUUGUAGAUUAUCAUCUAGAUCAGGUUGGUUCAACUCGCAGCCCUCAAUGCCUUUUUUGGCAGCCCUCUGCACCAUUUUAUGCCCCCCCUCCAGCCGUCGUACCUCCUUCCCAAAGCUGGCUAAGCAAGGCUCUAGGCUUUGGGAAGGAGGUGUGAGGGCUCUGAGAGGGUCCUAGAGUCCUCCUUCCUCCUUCCCAAAACCUUGUUAGCACUUUCCCAGCUUUGGGAAGGAGGUGGGAGGGCUCUGGGACCCUGCCAGAGCCUCAUAAAGGUAAAGGGACCCUACUAUUAGGUCUAGUCGUGGCCGACUCUGGGGUUGCGGCACUCAUCUCGCUUUAUUGGCCGAGGGAGCCGGCAUACAGCUUCCGGGUCAUGUGGCCAGCAUGACUAAGCCGCUUCUGGCGAACCAGAGCAGCGCACGGAAACGCCGUUUACCUGCCCGCCAGAGCGGUACCUAUUUAUCUACUUGCACUUUGACGUGCUUUGGAACUGCUAGGUUGGCAGGAGCAGGGACCGAGCAACGGGAGCUCACCCCGUCGCGGGGAUUCGAACCGCCGACCUUCGGAUCGGCAAGUCCUAGGCUCUGUGGUUUAACCCACAGCGCCACCCACGUCCCUUGCCAGAGCCUCAUACCUCCUUCCCAAAGCCCAACACCUUGCUUAUUCGGGGUUUGUUUGUUUUUUUGUUUUUUGUUUUUUUUGGAAGGCAGCACAAGGACUGGCAGCAGAGUGUCAAUUUUGACUUGCUCCCCUUGCUCCAUGUGGCAAAACAGUUUGCGGUCCACAGGUUCCAUGUCUGAGUGCUGUUGUGGUCCACUUGGUAUGAAAAGCUGGACUUCCCUGAUCUAGAUACAUUUGUGAUUCAGUGAUAAAGCCAGACUGCCUUGCUUUUGCUGUCAGCUGAGCCUCAUUAAAGGCUUAUAGAUAAGAUAAUUUGUGGCACAUCUCUUUCUGCAAGAUGCUGUUAGGCGCUGGACAAAAUCUGACACCCUAAGUGACUCAAGCUUUAGUGUUAAAUUAGAAAGCUUCCUUACAACUGCUUCAGCCAGAAUUUAGAGAAUCAGUGUUGAAGUUCACACCCAGGUGGCAUCUUGCUCCAGUGAGAACAGUGCUGUAUGACUAAUGAGGUGUCACAUAGCCCUUUAAGGUGUUUAUAACCACAUAAUUAACAAAGAAUAGACGGUCACUCACCCAUAUGUGGUGGGAUUGUGCAUUAGUGCCAGAUGUUUAUUCUGUCUAAGAUGUUUGACAGAAUAUUUGUAAUAGUCCAAUGGAUCGCCCAUCCUGUUCCAACUUUGGCACUGCUCUCCCUAACUAGCAGCCCUCAUAGCAUUAUCUGCCAUGUCAUACUUUUUGGUAGGAACUGCCCUUAUGAAGAUUGCUAAAAAUUGGUAGGCUCUUUUCAAAUCUGCCACUCAAGGAGGACACUCCAAAAACUGGCAAACUUCACAGAAAAACUGGCAGUAAAUUCAUUAGUGUGAUUGCAAAGAAAGACCUUUUCAUAAAAAUCUGUUUUCCCUUCUUAUAUGUGCCUGCGGAAAUUCUUUGCUUCCUGCUACUGGUAUUAAUAGGAUUAAUUUAAACAUGGUAGCAUUUCAGGUCUAGUGGAACUUUCUUUACUCUUCAACAAUGAAUGAGAACUUAUGUGUAAUAAAAAAAUAUUCACUGUCAACACAAUGUCUUUUUUGUUUUCUUUGUCUACUGGUACAUUAAUAAAAAUGUAAUGAAGAAAAUUUAUUUGCAAUUAAACAGUAAUUGAAUAACUUUUGCAUGGUGGCAGAAUUACAAGUAAAUUGUAAAAAAUCAGAUAUUUUAUUCCAUCAUAUUCCACCGAAAGAACAGAAGAGAAAUAAUCAAGUGGUUUGAAUAUACCACUUUGCCACAUGCAAUUUAUAUAUCUGAGAAUCCAGAUUAUAAACAAACAAACAAACAAACAAACAGGCUGAUAGUGGCAAGUUAUGUGCCCUUUAUGGAAGGAAAUUCUGAAAAUUAAAGGGGAGAAGCUGUCAUUAAUUGGUUGUAUAACAGCAAUUAAAACUAUUGUUGUUCCUAGGUUUACUUAUCUUUUCCAGUUCUUCCUAGGGGAGACAUUUAGCUAGGGGAAUAGCUAAAUGAGUGGCAAAAAUGUUUGGAAUCUUUCUGAAAGAAAAAACCUGGAACAACAACAACAAAAAGCCCUGUUAUAUAAACAUCUAUCACUGGGAGGAUGGGGGAAUUCGUUUUUUUGAAGUUAUACUUUGAGGCUAAUCAAUUUAGACACUUAGGCCCAGCAAUAUCAAAAGAUAUAAACAAUGGUUCAAAGUGGAAAGUGCAUCCUCUUACUUUUGGGCUAAAACACGCUCACUUGGAUAGCUUCUGAGCCAGAACCCUAUUGGCAGUGCUCUUGCCAUUACAAUGCUCUUCUGUCUUUUCAGGAUUAACGUGCACAGAACAAAAUUUCAUAACGAAAGCAGGUUUCCAUCAAGCUGCAGCUGAACAAGGCCUGCUUGUGGUUGCCCCAGAUACCAGCCCACGUAAGUGCUAGGCCAAUGAACAUCAAAUUAAUUGCUUUUAAUUAUUGCUGUUACGUAGCUGUGCGUAUUACUAGUAAGUUAAGCCAAACUUUGUAUACAAUCCUAGAAUCUUGUCCAUUUGUAUCAAUAAUAUUAAUAAUAAUAAUAAUACAGUGGUACCUCAGGUUACAUAUGCUUCAGGUUACAUACGCUUCAGGUUACAGACUCCGCUAACCCAGAAAUAGUGCUUCAGGUUAAGAACUUUGCUUCAGGAUGAGAACAGAAAUUGUGCUCCAGCAGCGCAGCGGCAAUGGGAGGUCCCAUUAGCUAAAGUGGUGCUUCAGGUUAAGAACAGUUUCAGGUUAAGAACGGACCUCCAGAACGAAUUAAGUCCUUAACCCAAGUUGCCACUGUACACCACUAUUUUUUCCCAUUCAGCAGCCCAACAGCCCACUCAUAAAAACUGUUCUUUAACCUGUUGGUGCAGCUGACUAUACUUCUGUAUCUCCUGUCCAAAGGUAGGCGAUUAAACAAGUGCUGGCCAGGGUGUGAGUCAUCCCUAAGAAUUUCCCUCGCUCCCUGAGGCAGCGGUCUCCUGCGAUGUCAUCUAGCAAACUCUGAGGACAGCCUAUGAUGUCAUGUGCUGUAUUCGCCACCCUCUGUAGGGACUUCCUGUCUGUGGCUGUCAAACCAGCGUACCACACUGUUAUACAGUAUGAAAGGACACUUUCUAUUGUGACCCGGUAGAAGGAGAUCAUCAAUUCUUGCUUGACAUUGUACUUUCUUAAGACCCUGAGGAAAUGGAGUCUCUGUUGGGCCUUCCUAACCAACAGAUGUUUUCCUGUGCAGUUCCAGUAGUUGCCAGAUCAGCACAGAUACAGUAUUGAUAAGCGGAUUUUCCUGUAAAUGCAUCUUCCUCCUGGGCGGUGGGGUGGGGAACAGCACACACUAAAGAUCUGCCUUUUAUUUCCCCACAAUUGGCUAGACAGUGGCAUGCGCUUUUAGCUCUUCAUCUAGUAAAGUCCAUCUAAGUGUGCAAGGUCUUCCUCCUUACCAGGUAGACUGUUCUGCCUGGCAACCCUUUGCCAAGCAAAGAGAGGCAUGCACAUAAAGCCCCUUGAACAUAAAGGAAAAGUGCCACUCCUCUGCUGUGAAUGGUGAUUAUCAGCAUAGACUUUCUUUCCAUGGUAGGUGGAUGCAAUAUUAAAGGAGAAGAUGAGAGCUGGGAUUUUGGCACUGGAGCUGGUUUUUACGUGGAUGCCACUGAAGAUCCGUGGAAAACAAAUUAUCGCAUGUACUCGUACAUAAAGGAUGAGGUGACUUUUGGCUUGGUUAUAUGUGCCUGUGUACAAUUCUCUUGAUGUAAAUAUAGAAUGGGAUAUAAUACAAGGUGUAGGUUCCCCAACUUUUUCUCCCCCAUCCUUCUACUGUAAGUCUGAUGGUCAGAUACAUAUGAGUAUCCUUCUGGACUCAGAAAGAAAAAUCUGACACCCAACUGUGUCCGUAUUGGCAAGAUCUGGCAUUGGUACUUGCGCUUUAUCUCUGAGAAAAUAAGACACCUGUAAAUUUGUCCUGCAUUUCCUCUCACGCAUUUUCUCACCUGCACUCAAGCUCUGAGGGUCUAAUUUUCUGCUCUGAGAAAUUCUGUAAUAUGGUACCCUGUAAUUCCUUAUGAACUCUUACCAUCUUCCCUAACUUUGCCCAACAUCACCAAAGGCAAGCGAAAGGCCUGGUGUCUCUUUAAGUGUGCAGGCAAUAGCAUUGCUUCUUUAAACUUGCUCUGCCUUCAUAUACUUGCAAGGACCCCUGAAACUGUUAUAGUAAAAUCUCCUCAAGUUGAGUAGUUUACUGAUAGUUUCCCUGUUUCUUUGUAGCCAAUAUAUCCCACAGAAAGCUUAUUGGGCAGCAUGUGUGCUGCUGUUUGAUAAUGUGUUGGACAAAGGCAAAGGUUUGAUAAAGUGUAGGUCAAAAUGUUAAUAUACUCACAUCUAUUUCCUUCCCAUUGACGUCUUCCAGUUACCUAAUCUGAUAAAUGCCAAUUUCCCAGUUGACUCUGGGAGGAUUUCUAUUUCUGGCCAUUCAAUGGGGGGUCAUGGUGCUCUAAUCCUCGCUCUGAAGAAUCCCGGAAAAUACAAGGUAAGAUUCUGAAUUCUUUAAUGUAUAUCGAAUAAAGUAAAGGAAUUAGAUAAUGAUGCAAAGAGAGAUAAUGUUAAGAAAAUUUACCCUGAAAAAGUAAGAGAUGCAAUCACCUUUAUCAGUGCGGUUUUUAAAUCAGUGGUCAAAUUCAGUGCAGUUUUGAAAGGGUCAGUGCACCAUCUUGCUGUCUGAUUGUAUCCAAACAUAGACAAAAACCUGCUCCUUGAUAUCAGGAACCAUCAUGUAAAAUUUAGUUAUGCUAUUUUAAGAGAUGUCCAAAUACAUAUCAAACAACUUUCCAAAAUACAGUGGUGCAUCAGUUUUCAAACGUAAUCUGUUCCGGAAGACCGUUCGACUUUCGAAACGUUCAAAAACUGAGGCGCAAAGGGCAGUCUGCAAUUUAAAUGGGGGAAAUUGGGGGGAAACUCAGCGAAAGCUGUUCAACUUCCGAAAAGUGUUUGAAAAUGGAAGCAAUUACUUCCGGGUUUUUGGCGUUAGAAAAACGAAACGUUCAGCUUCCGAGAUGCUUGAAAACCGAGGUACCACUGUAUAUAGUAGAUUGGCAUUCUGGAUGUUUACAAUUAAUAGGCGGUGCAAAUUGAAGUAUGGCACAAUCCUUUGAAGAUAUAUUGAUAAAUGGGGACAGAAACAAAUAAAGUAAAUAAAAAUUGUGUUAUGUCUACACAUGUCCGUACACCAGGACAAGAUGGGUUUGCACUGUCCUUUCCUACACAUGACAAAAGGUGAAAAUGAGCAGCUGUUUUCUAGAACCAUGCUGUUUUCUACAACUUUACAAAUGCAGUUUUUAAAAAUUCAGAGUUGCUGGGGAAAAUCUAGAUUCAGAUAUUAACACAGUCACUUUGUUUUCCUUGAAUCUUAACUAGACUGUUUCAGCCUUUGCGCCAAUCUGCAACCCAGUUCAGUGCCCGUGGGGGAAGAAAGCUUUUAGUGGAUACCUGGGGUCGGAUGUAACCAAAUGGGAGGUAUGUACUGGAAAUAUCAGCAUGGUGUAGAAUAACCACAGAAGCGCCAUCAAACUACUUCAUCAAUAUAGAUUUUUUUAAAAAGGCAAGGCAGGUUGGGUGCAGUCUUGAAAAGGGGUAUAAAAUUAUACAGUCAUGGGGAAAAGAAAGCACACCCUCUUCGGAUUCUGUGGUUUUACAUAUCAGGACAUAUUAACGAUAGUCUGUUCCUUACCAGGUCUUAAAAUUAGGUAAACGCCAUGAUUUAUUUAACGUGGUGCAGCUUGCGUGCAUGAGGCAAGUAUGUCAUACGGCGUGUGCAAGUGAGGUGAGCACAUUGCGUGGCAUGUGUGCAUAGUCGCCAUGGAAUUUUGAGGGGGCCCGGCCCUCUCCUUAGAUAUGGGAGGGCCUUAGCCCACCAACUCCCCCAAGGAAGCGCCCUUGCUGGCAUUGCUUACUCCUGUACAUUUCUUUCUUGUGGUUGUAACACUGUAAAGCCUUCUGGAGUGCGAGAGGAAUGGUGGUUCCUGGCAGAAAUGUUUCCCGCAUUCUCCCGUGUUGGAGUUGAAAAAUAAGAAAAUGGGGUAGCUCAUAAAGAACAAGCAAGCCAGAAUUGUGUUACUUUCCUUGGCUGCUCCCAAUCUCUGGUGCAGAACAUUUUCCAAGACAGGCUAGGAAAUAGUGGCAGUUAAGUUUUCAUGGGGAAGGGCAAACGGGCUCCUGAACACUUUCACUCUACAGCAAAUCUGCCUCUUUGGCUGCUGCUGUUACACUUAAAAGUCCACUUUCUUGCUCACAGUGAUGUCAUUGUUACCAAGGAAUGUCCGAAACUCCACCCAUCAGCAUAAAUCGUUUUAUCUGCUGUUGACUUUCUAUUUGUUAUGUCCACUGCAAAAUAAAUCUGUGUGUUAUAUGAAUACUGAAGACAGGCAGGUAGCCAUGUUGGUACCUUGGAGACCAACUAAGUUAGUUAUUGGUAUGAGCUCAUACCAAUAACUAACUUAGUUGGUCUCUAAGGUGCUACUGGAAGGAUUUUUUAAUUUUUUAAUUUUAUUUUAUUUUGUUAUGAAUACUGAAUGUGAGCCUGGUCAGCGUUGCAUUUUAAUUUGGAAUUGACUGUAAAUUGGAUAGGAAUUGUGACUCUUUCUGUUGGUCAUUGUUUUUCCAGUAUUGUGAGAUCUUGGGCUUACCCAGAUUUACCUUUUGCCCUGCUGUUUUCAGGCACAGGCUCAUGCUUUAAAGCUGCAUGUCCAAGCACCACCACCCCACCACCCCCGGUUUCUGUGCGAAAACCCACUCUUUAAGCUGAAGUGCAAUAACAGCAAUUUGAAUUUUCUGUGGAUUGCUUUCGCUUUGAAAAGCUCUGAAGCCUACAGAGAGCAAUCAGACACAGAGCUUUAAAGUGCAGAUUACGCCUGGAAAGUGUGGAGGAAAGGUCAAUAUGGAUAACCUCUUGUCUGGAUGCUGCAGUUUUUAGAAGUGAAUGUAUCUAUAUCCAUUGCAGGCUUACGAUGCUACACAUAUUGUGAAGUCCUACAAAGGUCCCUCUUUGGACAUUCUGAUUGAUCAAGGCAAAGACGACCAGUUCCUUACAGCAGGGCAAUUGCUGCCUGAUAAUUUCAUUGCUGUCUGCACAGAGCACAAAAUCCCAGUGGUCUUCAGAAUGCAGCAGGUAAUGUCCUAAACGUUCUGUGUCUUGUGUUAAAUUUUCAGUAGUAAAGGUCAAUGAUUCUUCUCUUUGCCUCCUGAGGCAGUAUUAUCAUUUUCAGGUUUAUUUAGAUAUUGUCUGCUCCCCUCUCUCAUUCACUCACACACAUCCCAAAAAAACCCCACUACACCAAUUUAAAGAAUAGUACAUUCAUUCUUUUAAAGAAUUAAAAAUAAAUCAGCAAAACAACCCAAAACACUUUCAAACAAAUUAAAGAGCAAACAGUAAACAAACAAACAAACAAAUGCUACUUGUUAAUUCCUGAUGGCUUGACAAAAUAAAAACAGCUUUUCCUCAUGGAAGAGGAUCCAUGAACAGUAGUUAAAAGGGCCCCCAUCAGAACCUGUAGGGAACCUGCAUAGGCCUUGUGUAAUAGAAACGUUUUCAGCAGGAAUUUAUAGUUGGCUAAGAAGAUGCCUGCUGAAUCUCUCUUGAGUGGGUGUUCAUAGGUAAAAAAAGGUAAAGGAUCCCUGGACAGUUAAGUCCAGUCAAAGGCAACUUUGGGGUUAUGGCGCUCAUCUCACUUUCAGGCAGAGGAAGCCAGCGUUUGUCCACAUACAGCUUUCCGGGUCAUGUGGCCAGCAUGACUAAACCGUUUCUGGCACAACGGGACACCGUGACAGAAACCAGAGUAUACGGAAACACCGUUUACCUUCCCUCCACAGCAGUACCUAUUUAUCUACUUGCACUGGUGUGCUUUUGAGCUGCUAGGUUGGCAGGAGCUGGGACAGAGCAACGGGAGCUCAACCUUUCAAGCGGAUUCGAACCGCUGGCCUUCCGAUCAGCAAGCCCAAGAGGCUCAGCUGUUUAGGCCACAGCGCCACCCACUCCCUUCUGGGUGUUCAUAGGACUGGGUUGAUGGCAUUAAAGGUUCAGUUUCUCACUGUCCUCCAACGAGCCUCACCAGCUUGGGAAAUAAAAACCAGUGCUCCUGACUGAGCUGAGGUACAAGGUUUCAGCCAAUCCCUGAGGUACCCUGGACCCAAGUUGCUCAGGGCUUUGUAAAUUAAUACAAGAACCUUGAACCUGGCAUGAUCCCAUUUCUGAAACCCCGGAGAGCUGCUGUAAAUUGGUCAGUGAUGUAAUUCAGGAUAAGGCAGCUUCCUGAGUUCCUGUGUUCCGCUCUGCAUGCAGAAGGUCCCAAUUUCAAUCCCCGGCUUCUCCAGGUAGGGUUGGGAACCUUCCCUUUUCUGAAGCCCUGGAGCCCAGCCAGUGUAGACAUUACUGAACAAGAUGAACCCUUUUUCUUGAAUUGUGUUGAAGGGACGCAGGUGGCGCUGUGGGUAAACCACAGAGCCUAGGACUUGCUGAUUGGAAAGUCGGUGGUUCGAAUCCCCACGGCGGGGUGAGCUCCAGUUGCCUGGUCCCAGCUCCUGCCAACCUAGCAGUUCGAAAGCAUGUCAAAGUGCAAAUAGAUAAAUAGGUACCACUCCGGCAGGAAGGUAAACGGCGUUUCCGUGCGCUGCUCUGGCUCGCCAGAAGCGGCUUAGUCAUGCUGGCCACAUGACCCGGAAGCUGUAGGCUGGCUCUCUCAGCCAAUAAAGUGAAAUGAGCGCUGCAACCCCAGAGUCGGUCACAACUGGACCUAAUGGUCAGGGGUCCCUUUACCUUUACUUUAACGUACCAAAGGAUUGCAGUACUGUGCAAUAUGUACAUUUAUAUCCCUCUGUCGGUCUACAAGGGCACAUUCUUAAGUUGUUCUGGCAAGUUUCCUUUAAAGGUAGAUGAUACCUUCCUCUGUCAACAGAGAGAUAGACAAUGGUUAGAUAAUUUAUUACACUGAAUGCGUAUGCUGAACCCAAGGCGAAUUUUCCAGCUACUUGGUUCUUGAGUACUACUGCCUCUGAAUAGUGCUGUAAAAAACAAUGCUUUUGAAGACAUGUUGGCUAUGGAUUUGACCAUUUGAUUUCUUUUUCCCCUUCCCAGGGCUACGAUCACAGUUACUACUUUAUAGCAACAUUCAUUAACGACCAUAUCAGGCACCACGCAAAAUACCUCAAUGCUUGACUUGAGUAUCUCCUGACAGUAUAAAACAAUUGGAAGAUAAUCAGUGGAAAUUAACAACGAAAAAGUACGUGAAUAAUCAGUGUAUUGAAAUGAAGUCCUGAUUUUGUUCCUCAGAAUAAACACUUGGAAUAUGC